Pelodiscus sinensis (Chinese soft-shelled turtle) is the source of this 1117-nucleotide messenger RNA. It is a transcript of the gene NQO1, whose product is annotated as NAD(P)H quinone dehydrogenase 1. Gene Ontology annotation, cellular component: cytosol. NCBI's taxonomy places the organism in Eukaryota, Metazoa, Chordata, Testudines, Trionychidae. The record is from RefSeq and is a predicted model, not a curated record. Gene Ontology annotation, molecular function: NAD(P)H dehydrogenase (quinone) activity.
UGUUGCCCCAGCUGGGAGCUGGCAGAGCAUAGGGGGGCAGCGCCACGCCGUAGUUACACAGCACGUGGCAAGGGUGCGGCUCACACCCUGGGCUGGGUACCGCAAAGCGCACAGAACAGUCAGCGCCCUGCUCUCAGGGGACAGGCCCGACGGGGGUCUCGGGGUCCUGGAAAGGACCCAAGCUGGCUGCCGUGUCUUGCAGGCAGAAAAGCCCUGAUUGUGUUGGCCCACGAGGAGACAGCCUCCUUCAACCACGCCAUGAAAGAUGCGGCCGUGGCAGUGCUGCAGGAGGCCGGCUGGAGCGUCACUGUCUCGGACCUCUACCAGAUGAAAUUCAACCCCGUGCUAUCCCGGAAUGACAUCAUGGGGGAGCCAAGAGACCCCAGCAACUUCAAGUAUGGUCCUGAGACCGCCUGGGCCUGGGAGGAAGGGCGGCUGAGCAGCGACAUCGGCGCCGAACAGAAAAAGCUGGAAGCUGCCGACCUUCUGAUAUUCCAGUUCCCCCUCUACUGGUUCGGCAUGCCUGCCAUCCUGAAGGGCUGGUUUGAUCGGGUGCUCACACAAGGAUUUGCCUACUCCCUUGCCAAGAUGUACCAACAGGGGCCCUUUCAGACGAAGAAGGCCUUGCUCUCCUUCAGCACGGGCGCGACCAGCCGCAUGUACAGCCCUGCGGGCGUCAACGGGGACAUCAACGUGCUCCUCUGGCCGCUGCAGAACGGCAUUCUCCAUUUCUGUGGCUUCCAAGUCUUGGAGCCCCAAAUCGCCUAUGGCAUUAGUCACGUUCCCGAGGGCGCCCGUUUGCAGAUCCUGGAGGACUGGCAGAAGCGCCUGGCCACUAUCUGGGAGGAGCAACCCAUCAGUUUUGUUCCACACAGCAGCUUUGAUCUGAGCUUCAAGGGGGGCUUCGUGCUGAAAGAAGAGGUGCAGGACCACCAGAAAGCUCAGAAAUACGGGCUGAGUGUGGGGCAGCACCUGGGCAAGGCCAUCCCACCCAACAGCCAAGUCAAAGCCCAGAAGAAAUAGCUUCCUCCAGGGCCCAGUGGGCUCCGAUCUGGUGUCGUUCUCUGUGCGCUCUGCCACUUGGUCAAUACAGGGCAGGUCUCUUGGCUUUACUCUA